GGGGGCCAAUGCCUCUGGCGCAAAGCCCUCUGGGGCUUGUAGUUCCUGCUGAGAGUGGGAGCAAAGCAGCCGCUAGUAGCCGUUCCCACCCCAGCCCUCGCCUCCCAGCUUGUCUCCACGACCAGCGCAGGGUCUACCAGUCCGGCCCCUCGGGGUCCGUCCAUCCCCACCAAGCAACUGUUGAGGAUGCUCUGACCGCGUGCAGCCAUGGCCUCAGCAGGGGCCGAGAAGCGGCCAGGCACACAGGAGGAGACGGCCGUGGGGCCAGCACAGCUUGCGGAGGCGCUGGGUGGCUGCGCUCGGAGCUCUGAGUGUCCAGUGAUGGGAGAACAGUGCCUGGUGCCAGCCCAUGGGGCCUGCCAGACCCAGAGUGCAGACAAGUGUCCAGCAGGAUCAGUCUCAGAGCCAUUGCUCCAGCAAGAACGACUCAAGCUGGAGGAAGAGAGGCUCAAGCCAGAGGUGGAGGCACUAGAGGAGAGAGGCCCCAGGGCUAUGGGCUCUACUGUGAGGCCCAGUCAUGGUCCGAAGAGGAAGCUGGUCAACCUCCCAGGACCUAGUCACCAAGCCCAUCCUAGGGCUGAAGCUGAGCUGCUACAGGGGCUGCCACUGCAGAGGGAGGAACCAGAGAGUAGCCAGAGUGAGCCAUCACCGUCUGCCAAACAGCACAAAAAAGCCAAGAAGCGCAAGAGUCUGGGGGCCCCAGUGCUCCCAGCUAUGGCCAGCACAGUGUCUGCACCCUCAGAGACCAUGGGGCUGGAGAGAAAGGCCCAGCGCCUGAGGCCCCUGUACCAGUACAUCAACUAUUGCAACCCGGAGUUGAACCAGGCAGGGGAGGGGGACAGGGAGGCAGAGGCCGAGGUGGACCCUGAGUUGGAGCUGACCCUGGUUCCUGAGGAGGCAGGUGUGGAGCAACUGCAGGCCUUGCUGCACGUGGCAGACUGUGAUUCCCCAAAUAAGCUGCCUGAAGAGGAAGAGGCUGGGAAGAAGGGUGGAGGACUCCCCAGUGCAGGGUUUGAAGCCUGACUGGUCAUCUGGAUUGCCCAGGAAUUUGACAAAAAUAUAGAUUUCUGGGCACUAUCUCACACUUAACGGAAUCAGAAUUUACAGGCGUGGGGCCUUGUUCUAUGUAUUUAAAGGCUCCUCAGAUGAACCUGAAGGUCUGAUAGGAGAACAGUGGGGAUGGAGAGGGAGGUGAUAAGGAGGAACUUGGGGCAGAGAAAGGAAAGGGACUGUCAGGUCAUGGGAAACAGGUACUUGGUCUUGCUCCAUCUCCCAGGGAAGGGGCCUGCAUUUGGUCUGACCUCGAGGGGGCCAACACUUGGGAUUCCUACUCUAGGGUGGCACAGUUGACUUAUCAGUGCCAAGAGUGGCAGCUUUGAAAUGCUUUCCACUUAUUGCUAGACCACAACUGAACCAGACUUUGCCCCCAGAGUGGCCCCUGGUGAGAGAGGCAUCGGUCCCUUUUUCCCGGCAGGCAGGGGAUGAUGAAUGACUGCUGCUUCUUGCCCUCAGGGGUCUCCGGGAGGAGGCAGCCAGUGUUAUUUUGGAAACCCUCAUAUCCUGCUGCCUCCUGAUCUUCCUACAUGUCCCUGAGACACCUUCAACACAGGGAAUUCCAAAUUAAAUGAAUAAUUUCUCCCCCCUCCAACCUGCUUUCCCUCCUGUAUCUCAUCUACACAAAUGUUCAAGCCAAAAUCCUGAGUGUCACCCUAGACCUCAGACCUUAUCCUGCUCAUUGACUCCUACAAGCUAAUCAGGUAUCAAGGCUGGUAAAUCUACCCUCUCAGACUGAGACCCUCUUGGACCCCAUGGUCAGCACCCUUGCCUGGGACACUGUCAUCUCUGGGCAAGAGCUCACUAGUCUCCCUGCCUGUGGUCCCUUGCCCCAGCAAUCCUGCUACAUACCCCUGAAUCCCUGAUGGUGUUGCUUCCCCUCUAGCACCCUGCUCCUCUUGCCCCAGCUGCCUGUAAUUCCCUGACCAGCCACACCUUUUCUUACCUUCACUCUGCACGUGGGGCUUCUCCUGUCUGAAAUGCCUUUAUUCUCUCAUCCCUCCACCCAGCUAGUGCACACGUACCCUCGAAGACUCCAGGCAUCUUGCUUCCUGCUGAGUUAGGCAGCACCCAGUAUUGCCCUGCAUUGUAGCAUCUACAUAUACUAUCACUGUGGGUUAUAAUUGUCUCCAGGACUAGACUGUGAACUCCCAAGGGCACACAUCACCACAUUACAUCACCAAGCAGAGGGCCCCCAUAAAGGCAUCAAGAUCAGGAGACCAAGGUGGGGAGCUGAGGAAGCUGCAGAGGGACAGGUCAGGAUCUGAAAGGCUGAGGCCAUCCAAAGUCCAGAACCAUGUGUGGGAACCCUGGAAUAAUGGCCUGGUAAGGUCAUCAGAAGGGAUGGGGUGGGCAGGCCCAGAUGGAAGAUGUAGGAAGAAAAUGGGGACCGUCCUAGGCUGCUGCCUCCUUUAGGGGUCACUUAGAUGCUCACCAGCCCCAUGGCAAAGCCACAGGGCAAGCCAUGGGAUGAGGAUAUUUCUUCUUUCCGCCUACAUUUUUCCCUGGGGAGUGAUUUUACCACCCCAGGAGAUACUGUCUAUAGGGAUGAACAUGGAUUCUCUGGGAUUUUUCAGAGGUAGAGGGCUCUUCAGAUAAAUGAGCUUGACCUCCUCACUAUGGCUGAGGAAGCAGAGGCCUGGAGAGAAGUGGCCUUGCAUGAGACCACACCCUGGGCCCCAGGGAGGCCCUGCCCUUUCCAGAGCUCUGCAGAUCUGUGGACCUGGGAGCUCUCUGGCUAAGGCCUGACCCAAGAAGGCCAAGCAGAUGCUUUCUCUGUAUGGUCUCCAGGGAUAGAGGUGUGGGCCAGGUCAGCACUGAUAAGGAAGCACUGUUCUUAUCUUUCAACAGGUGAUACAGAAAAUAGUAACCAUAUUAGAAAGAACCAGUCUACAUUUCCUGAGGCCGAUUACCUGACAGGCUUGUCUAAGGAGGGUGGGAGAUAGGAGUCACAGAAAGGUACAAGUCACCACUACUGCUCCUAGAAGCUCACUCUCAGGGGGAAAUGCUGAGACAGCAUGAUAUAGGGAGACAGGUGCCAUGGAAGAGCUAAGGACCAAGGCCAUGGGACCACAGGUGAUGGGGGUGACUGACACUUUGCCUAGGGGAGAAGUGGUGAAGAGGUAGCCCUCCAGCUGACUCCUGGAGAGAGUUGGGUGGCCUUCCAGGCAGAGGCUAUGGCAGGGAUGAAGCCUUGCUAGUGUGAAAGAUGUUGGCCUCAUGCAGGAGGGCCACAUAGGGUGGCUGAAGCAGAGGCAUGGCCAUCAGGAGACCAGGUUGGGUGAGUCUGGGAGUGAUCAGAGGGGUGAAGGCAAGGAGGGAUCUUGGCCUGACAUUUUGGAAGAGGUCGUUUGGGCAGCAGUGUGAAGGGCAGAACGAGGGAGACUGGGGACAGGCAGGAGACUGCUGCCAUUGUCUGGGUGAGUAUGAGGCCUAGAUUUGGUUGGGGGUUGGAAAAUAAGCAACAGGUAUUUUGGAGUUCUUUUCUAGUUGCUCUAUCAGAGAGGUAAAGCUAACUGCAUUUUCACUGGUUUGGAAAAACUUAUAUUUAUUUUUGACCCAAGGAAGAUCCUGAGAUUUGGGAAAUAGGCCAUGGGAGGUGAUGCUGCCUACCUCCAGGAGGGGGCACUGCAGGACAAGCCUGGAACCAGUUGGGCUCAGUCGCCCCUGGGGACAAGCACCCUGCUGGCUUCCUUAGCCACAGGCAUCUGGGCCACUUCAAGAUACAUCUCCUCUCCCGGACCAACCCAAGACACAUACAAAGGCAAAGAUGUCUGAGAGACGGCCAUGGGUCUGGCUCUGGGGAGUGCCAACAGAGGACCUGGGGUCCUCAAUAAGCCCACUGCAGUCUGCCCCAGGACUUCUAGGAAUCCAUCUUUGUAAACAAGAGGUUUGCUGCAGAGUCCUGAAAAACCUAAGAAGUUCCACUGUGGGUCUGCAAGAUGGCCCUUUCUUAAGGAACAUCUGAGUCAAACACAAUGGAUGCAUGUGCCUUCUUGGUCAAUUCCCAAAUUUAGGAGGGAUUUAAACAUCCUAGUACAGGGCCGGCCCCACAGCAGGGUGGUUAAGUUGGCGCACUUCACUUUGGUGGCCCAGGGUUUUGCCAGUUCAGAUCCUGGGUGUG
Molecule: messenger RNA, 4177 nt
Organism: Equus caballus (horse)
Lineage: Eukaryota; Metazoa; Chordata; Mammalia; Perissodactyla; Equidae
Source: RefSeq, a predicted model, not a curated record